AAAUAGGCCACUGGUUUGGAAUGAAGAAGCUCUCCUUUGAAUGACUGCUUUCUGAAUUUAACAAAAACAUCUUGGCAAGAUCUAAAUCAGAAGAGGACAACCAGCAGCAAAACAGAUGAACUCAGUUGCAGUGGCGAUGAGUGCACCAUUGGAAGUUCCGAAAGACCAGGUCUCCAUGGAGGAAGAAUAUGUACAAGGACAAUUCAAGAAGUUGCAAGCGCAACAUAUGAUCAUGCAGAAAAAAACAUUUACCACCUGGCUGAAUAAUGUUUUCUACGAACACAGUGCAAACAUUAGGAUUCUAGAUAUCUACACUGAGCUGAAAGAUGGCAUUUAUCUCCUGCAUCUUUUGGAACUACUGUCUUCUGAACAACUACCCAGGCCAAACAAAGGCAAGAUGAGAGUACACUUUUUGGAGAACAAUAGCAAAGCCAUUCAGUUCCUCAAAUCUAAGCAGGUACAUGUGAAGCUAAUUGGACCAGAAAACAUAGUAGAUGGAGACCAGACCCUCAUUCUUGGAUUAAUGUGGAUAAUUAUACUCAGAUUUCAAAUUUCAUUGAUCAGUCUUGACAAGGAUGAAUUUGGAUACAGAGUUGAUGCUCUUUCUUCCAAUGAAGCUCUACUGGUUUGGUGUCAACGUAAGACAGCCAGCUAUUCUAAUGUCAACAUAAAAGACUUUUCCAAAAGCUGGAAUGAUGGGCUAGCUUUCAAUGCCCUCAUUCAUGCUCACAGGCCUGAUCUGAUACAAUACAGCUCCCUGCGGCAUGACCAGCCCAUAAUUAAUCUAAAUAAUGCCUUCAAUGUGGCGGAGAAGCACUUGGGGAUCUUAAAGUUGUUGGAUGCUGAAGAUGUGGCAGUGCCAUUUCCAGAUGAGAGAUCCAUCAUGACCUAUGUGUCAUUCUACUACCAUUAUUUUUCCAGGCAGAAGCAGGGUCAGACAGUCCAGAAAAGGCUUGCUAAAUUCGUGUUUUGCCUGAAGGAGACAGAUGAAUUGAAAUUCCAGUAUGAACACAUGAUCUUUGAACUCUUGAAAUGGAUAAAGCUCAAAGUGACAGAACUGGAUGACCGUUCCUUCCCCAAUUCUCUGGAGGAAAUGCACUGCCUCAUGAAUAACUUAAAGGUCUUCCGCACUAUGGAGAAACCACCCAAAUACCGUGAGAAGGGAAUAAUUGAAGCCAAUUUUUUCCACAUAAGGACCAAACUGCAAGUCAACAAUCAGCGCCCUUAUCUGCCCCCUGAAGGAAAAACUUUAAGAGAUCUGGAAAAAGAAUGGAUUGCUUUGGAGAAAGCAGAGGCCAGUCGAGGAAAAGCAAUACUACAGGAGCUGUUAAGACUUGAGAAAGUUGAGCAACAGGUCCAGAUGUUUCUGAAGAAAGCAGCCAUUCGUGAGGCCUAUUUGAGAAACAUGAGAGAGAUAAUCAAAAAGCAGGAUGAUUGGCAACCUGACAGUGUAGAACAGCUUCAGGCAGGCACUAGGAAACUAGAGGUGAUUGAAGCAGACAUGCUUCCCCAAGACCAACGCUUCACAGCUUUGUCUACAAUGGCUGCUGAAAUCAUGCGGGAGAAUUAUCAGGACAAGGCCUUGAUUGCCAAAAAGCAAAUGGACAUCAUUCAUCAAUGGCAAGAUCUCUGGGACCAUCUCAAAAGACAAAAACAUGCUAUGGAAAAGAUGCGGGAACUCCUAGUCCUUUUGAGGGACAUUGACACCAUUAUGGAAGAACUUAAAGGCAUGCAGGCAACAUCAGUUGGAAGGGGCAUUGAACUUUUUUGAAUUUUUUCAUGAGUGCAAAGAAGAAGAGAAAUGGUUGUCUGACAAAUGGAAAUUAGUGAAGAUGGGAACCUUAGAGGAUGAUCUCACUCAUAUUUCAGCCUCUCUCCAAAGCCAUAAGUCUCUCCAAGUUGAGUGUGACUCCCAUCAAGCAAUUUCUUCUAAAAUAAUUUGCAAAGGCCGAGAGUUAAAGCAGAAUAAUCCUUCAAACCAAGCGAUUCAAAAGAAGCUGAAAGAUAUCCAGCAAUUGUGGCAACAGCUCCAAGAUGAGAUGACUAAUUGUAAGGUCCGCUUGGAUACAGCUGCUCUCAUUCAACAGUAUUUUGCAGAUAUUAAUGAGGCUGACUCCUGGCUCCAGGAAAAACACACUCUUCUAGCCAGCAAAGAUUUUGGGAAAGAUGAAUCUAGUGCAGAAGCUUUAUUACAUCGUCAUCUUCAUUUGGAAAAGGAGCUUGCUGCUUAUUUUACAGAAAUAAGCCACUUGGAAGAACAGGCCCAUUCUGUGGCACAGCAAGUGAUACUUGUCAAACCUACAUUCACUGGACACCUUGGCUCUGAUUCACACGUUAUUGUAGAAAGCAUAUGGAAAAUGCAGAAGAACAUUGUUUUGCUGUAUGAAAAACUGCAAGCCAUGGCUGAGCAUAGGAAAAAAGAGUUACAAGAAAGAAUCCAACUCUAUCAAUAUUACAACUCCUGUGAAGAGUUUCAGUCUUGGAUAGAUGACAAGGAGAAAAUUUUCCAGACCAUUCAACCGAAAGCCAACAAUGUGGAAGCUAUGCAGCAAAAAUUCCAGAAUUUCCUAAUAGAAUUGGCUGCUGGGAAAAAACAGCUGGAUGAGAUCAGUUCCUCAGCAGAUAUGUUUUCUAAGAGGUGUCCCGGAAAACAGAAGGAGAUCCAAACUUGUAAGCAAGAGAUAAACAAGAGGUGGGAAUGUCUGGAAGCAUUAAAAGAAGAAAAAGGCUCAGAACUGGUUGGGGUUACUGAUGUGAAGAUGCUCCUUCAGGAUUGCAGUGACACUCAGGAACUGUUACAAGACAAAAUGACCAGCCUUGAGGAUUUGGGGCAAGGGAACAAGCCUGCUGUCCUGGAAGUGCAGUCACGCAAGCUUUCAGCCUGUGAAAGAGACAUCUUAGUUCUGGAGAGAAAAAUUGAAUACCAAAAGAGGAUAGCCAAUUUAAUCCAAGAUUCUAAUCCUGCAGAGAGUCAUGCCAUAAAAGAACAUGGAGAAUACUUGGAGAAUCUAUUAUUAAUGUUAAAGUUAAAAACAGAGGAGAAGAAGGUGGUUUUGCAGAAAGCAAGGGAUCAACAAGCUUUUCUGCAAGAGAGCCACAGACUUCUCUUAUGGAUUGAUGGUAUGAAGGAGAAACUGACAAGUGAAGAGAUGUGUACAGAUGUGAUCUCUGCAGAACAGCUCCUGAAAGAGCACCAGGAUUUGCUGAAAGAGAUACACAGUCAGAAUCACAGAUUUAAGCAGCUGCAAGAAUUAGGCGAGAAGGUUGCAGAUAGUUCAUCCAACAUUGGAGCUCUUGAUGUUGGUGAAUAUAUAGACAGAAUUGCUCAAGGAAGAAAUGAGCUGGAUGAGUUAUGGACGGAGCAACAGAAGAAGCUACAGGAAAAUAUAGCAUUGCACAAAUUCAUCAAAGAAGUUGGUUCAAUCCUUGCUGCUAUCUCCAGCCAUGAGGCCUUUUUUCAGACGGACAAUCUUGGGGAUCACAUGGAUUCAGCUCAGAGUCUCCUGAAGCAACAUGAGGAUUUUGAACAAGUGCUGUUGGUAUUGAAACGUCGAAUAAAUGCAACCAAUGGCCAAGGAGAGCAGCUGAUAGAAAUGGGUCAUUUUGCUUUUGACAGGAUUAAGAAGACAAUGGUUACCUUAUGUGAAAGAUGGAAAUUGCUCAUAAAUAAAUAUGAGCAGAGAAAAAGGAGGCUCUUGGAUUCUCUUCUACUACAGGAAUUCAUUCGUGACACUGCUGAACUCUUGGUAUGGAUGGAAGAAAAAUACAAGAUAGCCUCAGAUGAGUCUUACCGUGAUCCCACAAAUAUCUUACGGAAGCUGAAAAGGCAUGAGGCUGCGGAACAAGAAAUGAUGGCCAAUAAGAAGCAUUUUAUGGGGGUGAUGACGGCUGGAAAUCAACUGAUACAAAAUAGCCACUAUGCUGCAGAUACCAUUCAGGACAAAAUGUUGGAAAUAAAGAAGAAAUGGGAGAAACUCUACAGCAAGAUGAUAGAACGUGGAGAUAAAUUGAGGCAGGCUGGUCAGCAGGAACAACUGAUGGAGCUUCUUGAGGAUGCUGACGAGAAGAUAGAGAAGAUAGAAAGGAUGCUUCAAAAUGCAGAAUUGGGUCAUGAUUUGCGUUCCAGUCGCAAUUUACUUAAGGAGCAUAGACAACUAGAAAAUGAAAUGCAGGGACUGGCUGAGAAAAUGAAUUCCAUUGUGUCUCAUGCCAAGAGUGUAGCUACACAUCACUUCAAUAGAGAGAGGAUUCUUGAUGAAACCCAGAAUUAUCUGGACAGAUUUGAUUCCCUCCAAAAACCUCUUGCGGAGAGGGGGCAUCUGUUGGAGGCAAAUGUGGAACUGUUUCAGUUCUACCAUUACCAUGACAUGGAAAUGAAAUGGAUUAAUGAGCGAAUGUCCAUUGCCAAUUCCACAAUCCAAGGAAAAUCUUUAAAUGGGGCUCAAAGCUUGCUACAGAAGCAGAAGGAAUUACAAAUCGAAGUAAAAGCCCAUAAGCAGCAAAUCUCCAGGGUUCUAGAAAAGGGGAAUGCCAUGGCAGACGAUACGUGCAUGUCUUCUCAGACAAUCAAAGAAAAGUGCCAGGAACUGAGCAAAAACUGGACAGAGCUGGAAGAAGCGUGUGAUAAAAAAAUUAAGCAACUGCAGCAAUCAGUUGUUUACUAUCAGGUAUAUACUUUUUAAUAUUGUAAGCUACCCAGGGCUUUUGGAUAUGAGACGG
Molecule: messenger RNA, 4719 nt
Organism: Thamnophis sirtalis
Lineage: Eukaryota; Metazoa; Chordata; Lepidosauria; Squamata; Natricidae
Source: RefSeq, a predicted model, not a curated record